UGCUGAUGUUGCAGCCAAAGCCACGUCAUAUUUUGUACAAUUUUGUAUGCUUUGCGAGUUAGGUCUGUGAGGUUUUUACUUUCUUAGAAAAAUUAUCUUUGAAUAACUGAAAACAUGAAUAUAUUUCGACUAUUAGGCGAUUUAUCGCAUAUUCUUGCGAUCAUAAUUCUUCUGCUCAAAAUAUGGAAAACACGGAGCUGUGCCGGUAUUAGCGGCAAAUCACAGAUUUUAUUUGCAACUGUAUAUACAAUGCGUUACCUAGAUCUGGUGACAACAUACAUUUCAGCAUAUAACACAUUUAUGAAAGUCAUUUUCAUUGCAACUUCCUAUGCUACAGUGUUUUUAAUUUAUGUAAAAUGUAAAGCAACGUAUGAUCAUAAUCAUGAUACAUUUAGAAUCGAGUUUUUAAUUCUGCCUACAUUAGUAUUGGCAUUAUUAAUUAAUCAUGAAUUUACUAUUAUGGAAGUUCUAUGGACAUUCAGCAUUUAUUUGGAAUCUGUAGCAAUAUUGCCACAAUUAUUUUUGGUGUCGAAAACAGGAGAAGCAGAAAGCAUUACCAGUCACUACCUCUUUGCUUUGGGAUCGUAUAGAGGACUUUAUUUGUUAAAUUGGCUCUAUCGCUUUUAUGCAGAAGACCAUUACGAUUUAAUUGCUAUAAUUGCUGGUUUAGUACAAACAGUUCUUUAUUGUGACUUUUUCUACCUCUACAUUACCAAAGUCCUCAAAGGAAAGAAAUUACAAUUACCUGCUUAGCUGUUUACAAGUAUUAUUAUUUGAAAUAAUUUAAGCGCUAAUCGAAGUGGUACCAUAUUAAUUGAGUUUAUAUAAAUU
Dufourea novaeangliae is the source of this 831-nucleotide messenger RNA. RefSeq names its product ER lumen protein-retaining receptor (gene KdelR). The transcript has 3 exons. Bases 115 to 753 code for a protein of 212 amino acids. Gene Ontology annotation, cellular component: cis-Golgi network; membrane; endoplasmic reticulum. The record is from RefSeq and is a predicted model, not a curated record. Gene Ontology annotation, molecular function: ER lumen protein retrieval receptor activity. Gene Ontology annotation, biological process: endoplasmic reticulum to Golgi vesicle-mediated transport; protein retention in ER lumen. NCBI's taxonomy places the organism in Eukaryota, Metazoa, Arthropoda, Insecta, Hymenoptera, Halictidae.